Tachysurus fulvidraco (yellow catfish) is the source of this 2764-nucleotide messenger RNA. RefSeq names its product wingless-type MMTV integration site family, member 7Ba (gene wnt7ba). Gene Ontology annotation, biological process: neuron differentiation; cell fate commitment; positive regulation of JNK cascade. The transcript is spliced from 4 exons. Gene Ontology annotation, cellular component: extracellular region. The record is from RefSeq and is a predicted model, not a curated record. Gene Ontology annotation, molecular function: frizzled binding; cytokine activity. The coding region runs from base 146 to 1207 and encodes 353 amino acids. NCBI's taxonomy places the organism in Eukaryota, Metazoa, Chordata, Actinopteri, Siluriformes, Bagridae.
GUAGGCAGGAGAUGCAGGAGAGACACGGACUGCUCUCCACCGAUAAGAGCAACAACGAAGCGCUUCUUGGCUCUCCGCAAGCACCGGCACACCGGGAAGGAUCCCCGAGCCGAACACGCGCCUCGUCCUGCUGUCCCAUGCCACCAUGCGCGUUCUUUCGCCGCGCGCCGCUCUUCUGUCGGUCUCCUACUCUCAACUGUUCCUCAUCCUCACCAGCGGCAGCUACCUGGCCUUAUCCUCAGUGGUGGCUCUGGGUGCCAAUAUUAUCUGCAACAAAAUCCCCGGACUGGCCCCCAAACAGCGUGCCAUCUGUCAAAGCCGCCCGGAUGCCAUCAUUGUUAUCGGUGAGGGUGCUCAGAUGGGUAUCAAUGAGUGUCAGUACCAGUUCCGCUAUGGCCGAUGGAACUGCUCUGCCCUCGGUGAGAGGACCGUCUUCGGCCAAGAGCUUAGAGUCGGCAGCAAGGAGGCAGCGUUUACUUACGCCAUCACAGCAGCUGGAGUGGCCCAUGCAGUUACAGCAGCGUGCAGUCAGGGCAACCUGAGCCACUGUGGCUGCGACAGGGAGAAACAGGGCUACCAGAAUCAAGAGGAGGGCUGGAAAUGGGGUGGAUGUUCAGCUGACGUCAAGUACGGAGUCGAGUUCUCCCGACGCUUUGUGGAUGCUCGUGAGAUUAAAAAAAACGCCCGCAGGCUCAUGAACCUGCACAACAAUGAGGCAGGCAGAAAGAUUCUGGAAGAGAGGAUGAAGCUGGAGUGCAAGUGCCAUGGCGUCUCGGGCUCCUGUACCACAAAGACAUGCUGGACAACGCUGCCUAAGUUCCGCGAGAUUGGCUAUGUGCUGAAAGAGCGGUAUGGUGCUGCUGUACAGGUGGAGGCAGUGCGAGCCACACGCCUACGCCAGCCCUCCUUCCUGCGCCUCAAGCAGUCACACGGCUACAUCAAGCCCACUGACACGGACCUGGUGUAUUUGGAACGCUCCCCUAACUACUGCGAGGAGGAUGCUUUGACGGGCAGUACAGGGACACGGGGCCGCCUCUGCAACCACACCUCGCCCCACCCAGAUGGAUGCAACCUUAUGUGCUGCGGCCGCGGUCAUGACACACACCAGUACACACGUGUGUGGCAGUGUAACUGCAAAUUCCAGUGGUGCUGCUUCGUCAAGUGCAACACCUGUAGUGAAAAAACUGAGGUGUUCACUUGCAAAUGAGAACAAGCAAACAUAAAACAGGCAGGGGGCACAGAAGCGUGAAGUUAAUAAGCUCAGUUUGUCACAGCUUCGUUUUGCACAUCAGGUACUCAUUGUAGGGGGAAAGGACAAAUAUAAAAUGGAAGUGUCUUUUGGGGAAAAAGUGCACUGACUGCAGUCUGACAUAUCAUAUGAGUUCAUGCUCUAUGUGGGACCACACAGAGUGAAAGGAUUUUAUAGCUCAGAGUGUCUAAGGCCAUUGGAGAAAUUUUCUGAGGAUCUGAUAGCGGCUGUGGUUGCAUGAUUAUGUCAGACAAAAAAGCUGAUAAAAGAAGCAAUUCUAAAGACUGAAACUGUUCAAGGCAACAUGUGUGGAUGGAUAGGAGAAAAGACUGAUGAUUUCCUCGACAUAACAUGCUGGAUUACUUCAAAUGUUCAAUCACACUGUAUCUGUUUGAACACUGAAAAAAGACUGACUUUCUCUUUGUCCCCUUCUGGAGAGAGAGAGAAAACAUAGUUCUCGUCCUGACUUAAAGGCAGAUGUUUCUUUUACAAUUUUGAAAAAUGGUUGCUACUGAUAUGUUGCUGUUGUAUUGCCAUAACUCAUAAUAUUUCAGUACCGUUGUGUAAUAAUAAGAACACACAGAAACCAGGUGUCAGUUUCAAAAGUUGGCAGAUGUGUAUUUAUUUUCCCUGCUUUUCUUUGCUGCUCAAUGAUAGAAAACAGGCCAGCUAUGUCCACAGCCAACUGGACAAGAUGUCAUGGAGUCACUGAAUGUGUUGCUGAUUGCUGUGGUGGGAUGUGUGAUGUUCUGUUUUGUUGUGGCCUCCCAAAAAAAUGCAUACUUUUGUGGAAACGGUUAAUGCUGAACCCUGAUAUACUGAAUCAAACAACCACAAUGUGGCAAUGAGAUCUGCAUUGUCUGUUCAUCUCAGUGUAUAAAUGUGUAUUUUGUGCAUGCAAAAAGGAGCACAAGAGAGCUGGUAAAAUACUCCAUGCAAUUGGGUGACCAAACUAUGCACAGAAUAUUCUCACAAAUGCCAGAGACAUGGGAUUCCACAUCACUGGCCCAGCUUGCACAAACUCCCCCCAGCCAACUAUAUUCCUCCUGAGCCAAUGGAAUUUGCCUAACCAUACAGCUGGGGGCUGAAAAGAUUCAUGGGUAGCGACAUUCUUUUAUUCAAAAUUGUUUAUGCAAGGUUUAAGGCUGGCAAAUUUGAGAAAGUAUAUUUUUUUACUAAGCAAAUCCGGCACUUUAUGUCAUGUAUAUUCAGAAAAAGAGUAAUUAUUACUAUUUUCCUUAUUAUCUAUUAUCAUUGUUUCUUUAUGAUUGGAAUCAUUAAUUUUAAUGAAUUGUGUCCCAAAUUAAUAAUGUAUACAUUAUUUCUUUCUUUCUUUUAUUUCUUCUUUGACAUAAAUCCAUCUCAUCCUUUUGUAGCCUGGUUAUAUGUGUAGUAUUGCAGAAAUGUUACUAGGUUAAUAAAUGAAUUCAUUUCAGUGACCCUUGUUCAUGACUAUUCAGUGUGAAAUAGAUUUUAUAGAAAUCAUUUAUUAAAUAUGAAAUAUAUUAAAUCAGA